Molecule: messenger RNA, 3759 nt
Organism: Amphiprion ocellaris (clown anemonefish)
Lineage: Eukaryota; Metazoa; Chordata; Actinopteri; Pomacentridae
Exons: 6
Coding region: 98-3292 (1064 amino acids)
Biological process (GO): Notch signaling pathway; protein ubiquitination
Molecular function (GO): RNA binding
Source: RefSeq, a predicted model, not a curated record
ACAAACCGCACAACACUGGAGCAGUUUCACUUUUCCUCCAGGGCUUGUAAAGGCUGACGAUCUCUGAGAGCUGAGGACAAACCGAAACGCUUACAAGAUGGCAGAGGCAGGCAGGACGGUGAGGGUGAGCGGUCUGCCCACGGACAUCGAGGAUGCGAGGCUGAAAGAUAAACUCUUAAUCCACUUUCUCAGAGAGAGAAACGGAGGCGGGGAGAUCGAUGCUGUCGUCAUCGUCAAGGCAACGCCGGCCGCUGCCCUCAUCACCUUCGAGGAUGGAGGAGUGGCACAGAGCGUUAUUCAGCACAGCUGGCACAUUCUGGAAGUGGACGGGAAGAAAUACAAACUCACUGCAACCGAGCAUCGAGAAAGCUUGGACCCCGACCAGGUCAUCUUAAGUUUAUCAGCAACUGUUGACUACAGUAAGCUCCCAGGAGGAAUCAUGGCACUGACAAGCAUCCGUAAGAGCCACCCUGACGUCCAGAUAAACUACUCUGCCACUGAGGGCUGCUGUACACUGUGUGGCUCCUACGACAAAGUGCAGGCCGCCUUGGCACAAUUGCUGGGAGGCCCAGAGUCAGCAGAAAGCCAAGAUCAACCUGCCCUCAGUGGCAAUUCUUCUCUUCAGACAGCACAAAAGCCUCAGGAGUCCGAAGAUCAGAGCAGGAAACCCAAUAAGCAACGAGAAAAACAUCCCACUAACAGGCCCUCUGAAGAGUUCAGCUCAGGUUUAAACAGAGAUCUCACACCUGGAGGUUACGACUGGGAGGAUACCGGGCAGAUAGACGGUGCAGCUAUGCAGCUUCCUCCCACCUCAGAGGAGGAUUUCUCACUUAUCCUGGAUGCAGACAUGUUCCUGUAUCUGCGGAAACACUGCCAGAAGGAAUACCAGCAGAUCCUGAGCCAGUAUGGCGUUGAGGUGGUGGAUAUGACAUAUCAGGGUUUGUCCACUUUGUUUCUGCAGAUCGCAACAGCAGACAGGGAAGGCGGUCGAGAGCAGGAACGCUUGAAGCUGGCGAAAAAGGCAAUAAGUCGGCUUUACGAGGAGAACGAGACCAAGAUCCGAAGAGCUCAACUCCCAAAGUCCAUCCUGUCCCCCAGGGGAGGACUGCAAAGGGCAUUGGAGAACUUAAGCAUCAGACUUCCCAAGAUUCUUCUGAAUGAGGACGAACGAAAUAUUUACAUUGUUGGGAGCAGCAGUGACGUGUCCGACGCCAAACACUUUCUUCUCCUGGACCACAUUAAAGUGAGAGAAAAGAAAGAGGAGGAUGUAGGCAGUCUGCUUAGAUUUCCUUCGUAUGAUUCAGGUUCGUCAGCUUAUGCAAGUGAGGAAAGAAUCCCCUUCACGACUGUAGGAUCUUUUGAAGAUCCAAUGCUGAGGUCAGAGGAAGAUGAAAAAAGAGCUGAAGGUGCCAGAAGGUAUAAACUAGCAGCACGGUUUAAGGAUUCAGGUCUGGCUGCAUUAGGCAGUCGACCAACAGACUUCACCUUGCGAUCAAACCCAUCUUCUAUCAGACAAACACGUCCUGGACCGAUGCUAGGACACGAUGUUCUGUCAGAACCAGCAGAGAUUUCUGGUGAAGCAGUCUCCAGAGCCCAAAACACCGGAGAGGACAUUUUAUUUAAGAGUGCUUUGCCUUCGUCUGCCUCUACACAGAGUAAAACCUCUUUGGAUCUAAUGGAUGUUCGACCAAAAACUUCCCCUUUAAGUCCUUUAUCUCCACCGGUUGGAUCUGGAUCUGGCUUGAAGCGAGCCAGUAGUUUCUCAGGAACGCCUCAGCAGAAAGCCCAACUGACGACUCAAAGGAGUCAAGAUGAUUCCAGCAAAUCCACAGUCCGAUCCAGGGGCAGGUCUUCUAGCUUUAGCACCCAAACCGGACGGGAAAAGAUGGAAAUCUGUAGCGCAGAGCUUACAGUCCCCUUGAUAAUGUGGCAGCACAUAAAAGAAGCCUACAACACCCGGGUGGAGAACCUGACUUCUGAUGUCCAGAUGAAAGAAAGCCGCCCAGAUGGAAGCAGGGAUUUGACGAUUACCUUACGAGGGGCAGAUUCAUCAAUAGUGAAGUUGUGUCAGUUCGGUUUGCAGAAGCUAAUUGACUCGGUUGGUUUGGACUUUUCUGUGCAGGAGCUUCGCCUGUCGGAGUUGGGAAUCACCGACACAGCAGAUGAAACCUUACAGGCUUGUUGCUCCGAAGUACAAAGCCGUUUCAAGAAGGUCACUAUUAAGACAUUGAAGAAGAGCUUAUACCUUCUUGGUCCGAAACAGUUGUGUUCUCAGGUUGGUGCCACACUGAGGGAGGUGUUUUCUGGAGAUUUGGCUCAAGCACCUGAACAGCACCACCUCUCCAGCCCAUCCAGCUCCUCAAGUUCUUUACAAAUGAAUGAGGAUCAAAUCACCGGUCAUUCUCAGGUGAUGCUGGAGAACCAAACAGCUGAAGGGACUGGUAGUAGUAGGAGUCAGGAAUGGAAAACGACUUAUAGAAGCGAUUUCGGUGAGAAAGAAGUUGUAAAUGGAUCUGCCAGUCAACCGCCAGUGAGGAAAGACUAUGUCAUUAAGGAGAAAGUGAAAAUUACUGGUACAGUGGAGAAUGAUGGACAGAAAAUGGAGUCAUUCAUCAAUCACGCUGCAGCAGGAAACCAUAAAGCUACGGAACGAGUGAAUGGUGUCGGGUCGACGGCAACCUCUAGCGAGAAAGAACGAAUCCAGAUAGACGAUGCAGGGCAAAGAAAAGAAACCGAGAUCCAGAACGUUUGCAUCUGUGUGUGCGGGCAGAAUGGCACGUCCAUGACGAGGACCAAAUGUGGGGUCACCAUGUGCCCAAAGUGCCUGGAGACGGUCCACACCAACUGCAGAGUUUGUCCAGAGCCAGAACAGGUACCUCGGGGCAUCCAGGGCAAAAUGAUCAGAUCCAAACUACAGAUGAGUGUACCGGGUCACAAAAAGGGCGGUACUAUCAAGAUCACUUACCGCAUUCCUGAUGGUAUCCAAGGGGAGGGUCACCCGUCUCCUGGGAAGCCUUUUAAAGGAGGCACAUUUGAGGCCUACCUUCCUGACAGCGAGAUGGUGAAGAAGCUGCUGCCCAGGCUGGAGAAAGCCUUCAGGCAGGGACUCACCUUCACCGUGACGAGCAAAGACGGCGAGGCCAAGGUCUCCUGGGACUGCAUCCCCCACAAGACCAGCUUGCAGGGAGGCAAAUCAGGGAACGGAUACCCAGAUUCUACUUACCUGACGCGCUUGUCUGAGGUUUUGACGUCAAAUGGGAUUGAGGAUCCAGCAGCCAAGUCUCAAGAAUAAGAAGGAAAAGGCAGAGAAGGAAUUUCAGUUUUGUUUUUUAAAAUAUAUAUAUUUUAAUCUUUACGUUUAAAGCAAUUUGCACUGUCUUUGUAUUUUGAUUCUGAUGUUGCAUUUUGAUUAUGUAUCCACAUGGCAACUGACACCUCUUGCUGCUAAGGGGAUAUACUGUGGUUUUUAAACAUUUUAUAACCUUUUUUAGUAUUUCUUCUUGUAAGAAAGUUGUUACAGUGACCAGUCAUUAAUGUGUGCUUUAUUUCACACAGCAUUCCUGAGCAUUUUCUUAGUAUUUCAACCAAUUUUUUGUAAAAACUGCAUUUUAUUCUGUAUAUUGAGCACAUUACAGUACAGAUGAUUUUUUUUACCGUCCUGUGUGGUUGCAAUCAUGAUAUAGUUUUUAAAAAAUGUUUAAGAUUUGUAGAAAUCUCAGUUUCCAAUGAGUACACAAAUAAAAAAACACAUUCCCUGUC